UGCAGGCUGCUUUGGGUCUUCCUAAUGCGCCUUUAUUUCUCUCUUCUUUAUGCUUUUAUCAUCAUCUCCUUUGAACACCUUUCCCCUUCUUCAAUUUUUCAGAGAGAACCAAACAGAUAUAAAGGAUACUUGUGAUCUACAUGGAUGGAUAUAAUGGUAAAAGAGCUGUUGAUGGGCCUGUUGUACAUGGAAAGGGAUCGGGUCGCAUUUUGAAUGACAGUGUUAAUAACAGAGAACAGAAUGCUCAGUUUUGCAAUCGAAUUGGAUGCAGUGGUAGGCUGAAUUCCUCAAAAGGCACUCCAAAUGGUGGCUUCGAUAAAGCCAAAUCUUCAAGGCCUUACCACUCUUCAUCAAGUGGAAAGCAAGUAAUUGGAAAUUCCUCUAGGGUAUCCUCUGCAGUUAGUAACACUAAGAAAUCAUCUACAAAUCCUCGGAAAAAGCUAUCAUCUCAGCUGGAAACGGAUUCAUCUGAAACUAGUAGCCUAAAGGAUGAGCCGGAAGUGCCUGAGCUCAUACCUCCACCAGGAAAGAUUCUGCAUCAUGAAUCCAACAAUGCAGAUUCUAGGGAUGUUACAGUGAUGGGAGUUGGAAGCUCUAGUGUAGCAUCGAACUCUAGACCUUGGAGAAAAUUUAUACAAAGAUCUGGGUUGGGCAACCAGUAUACUCUGGCCAGUCCAUCUGUUACUUUGGGAUCUCAAAGCACUUCCCAGGUGACUCGUUCUAGCACAAGCAAGUAUGGUUUGAGAAAUCUAAGAUGUAAUUCUAUUUCUGAUGUUGUGAUAACAGGUUCUUCAUCUUCGGAUUCAAGCCUCACCAAAAAGAAAGACAUGGUAAAAAAGAGAAACUCUGAUGAGGAGGGUACUUCCUCCACAAAAGGGAAAAAGUUGAGUGGGCCAUCUUCGGAGGGACGGAACAACAUUUCUGGCCAUGGUGUCUCCAUUUCUGAUUCAAAACGUGGCAGGAAUUGGCCUUCUAACAGAGAUAGCGCUGUUGUUGCUUCAGUUAGAACUCGGAGGUCAAACAGUAGUUAUGUUAGAGGGAGACUCCCUAACCAAGCAAACAGAAAUAGUUUAACUUUGAAUGAGUCCCCUAUAGCAAUGCUUCAAGUGCCUCAAUCAGAUAUACCUAACGAUUUGAGUGCUCCUGUUUCAACUCGUGCUAGUCGUUACAGUCAAUUGGGUAGUGUAAGUGAGGAUUUACACAGUAUCAUGCAGUCUAGUCCUUCAGAAGUUGGCACUAACCGCACUUUAGUGAACCGGGAUAGCUUCCGGCGCUACAAUAUGGAUGGCAUUGCAGAGGUAUUAUUGGCACUUCAGAGGGUUGAUCAAGAUGAAGAGUUGACAUAUGAGCAAUUACUUGUUCUAGAGACCAGCUUGUUCCUGAAUGGCCUAGACUUUUAUGAUCAGCAUAGAGAGAUGAGACUGGAUAUAGAUAAUAUGUCAUAUGAGGAAUUACUAGCUUUAGAAGAGAGAAUGGGUGAUGUGAACACCGGGCUAUCGGAAGACUCAUUGUCCAAAUGCCUCAAGAAAAGCAUCUACAACACAGCAUCUUCAGAGUAUGCAAAUACGAGCUGUGAGGGUGAAAAGGAUGAUGUCAAAUGUAGUGUUUGUCAGGAGGAGUAUGUGAUUGGAGAUGAAGUAGGGAGGUUACAGUGUGAGCACAAGUAUCACGCAGCAUGCAUAGAGCAGUGGCUGCAGGUGAAGAACUGGUGCCCUAUUUGCAAAGCAUCAGCACAGAAACCACAGUCUUCACGAAUUUGAAGAAUGGAAAGAAACAAGGCAAAGAGAGUUUUCUUUUGUACAAAUUGAUGGUUUAUCUUCACGAUUAUUAUUAUAUUAACUUUAUAUUAUGUAAAUAUGGAACCUCUUCAUUAAAGUCGGCUAAUAAACUGCUGUUUCUGCA
Molecule: messenger RNA, 1902 nt
Organism: Hibiscus syriacus
Lineage: Eukaryota; Viridiplantae; Streptophyta; Magnoliopsida; Malvales; Malvaceae
Exons: 6
Coding region: 141-1760 (539 amino acids)
Molecular function (GO): ubiquitin protein ligase activity
Source: RefSeq, a predicted model, not a curated record